Molecule: messenger RNA, 2243 nt
Organism: Cyprinodon variegatus (sheepshead minnow)
Lineage: Eukaryota; Metazoa; Chordata; Actinopteri; Cyprinodontiformes; Cyprinodontidae
Gene: cav3
Product: caveolin-3-like
Exons: 2
Coding region: 149-607 (152 amino acids)
Biological process (GO): regulation of membrane potential; caveola assembly
Cellular component (GO): caveola
Molecular function (GO): connexin binding; molecular adaptor activity; transmembrane transporter binding
Source: RefSeq, a predicted model, not a curated record
AGCAGCUGUCCCUUGGCAUGUCAGAGGGGAGCGUCAUAGUCUUGCAACAGAAAGAAUCAGAACUGAACUGAGAACUGCUGUGUGUAGUUUCAAGAAAGCUUCUUAGCGCUCUUGUCUUUGGCUAGACCUUGGACCUGUAAGCCCAAUCAUGGCGGAUCAGUACCAGUAUAACAUCAAUGAGGAGAAGAUUGUGAAGGACAGCCACACCAAGGAGAUUGAUCUAAUCAACAGAGACCCCAAGCAAAUCAAUGAGGACGUGGUGAAGGUGGAGUUUGAGGAUGUAAUCGCAGAGCCCGAUGGCACACACAGCCUGGACGGAGUGUGGAAACUCAGCUAUACCACCUUCACUGUCUCCAAAUACUGGUGCUACCGCGUGCUGUCAGCUGUCUUUGGCAUCCCAGUCGCUUUGCUCUGGGGUUUCCUGUUUGCCUGCAUCUCCUUCUGCCACAUAUGGGCUGUGGUUCCCUGCAUCAAGAGCUGCCUGAUUGAGUCACAAUGCAUCAGCCGCAUUUACUCACUCUGCAUUCAGACCUUCUGUGAUCCCUUCUUUGAAGCCCUGGGCAAGAUUUUCAGUAGUGUGCGUGUGGCACUGCGCAAAGAAGUCUAAGAACUCCCACUGCAGCUUGAAGUAUGAUUUGAGAAAGUCUAGUAUGUUUUUAUACAGCUGAUUAUACUCCAUCCCUGGAAUAUGGCUUUGCAAUCGACUCAUCUUUGUCUCAUAGUCAGAAGCAGUUUUCACCCCUCCAACAUCUGAACCAGAGCAGAGAUGCAUUUAAGCACUAUGAAUAAGGCUUUGACAGUUGCAGCAGACAGUAUGGUUCUCUGAUAGCUCUUGUGCUUUUCUUUGGUUCUAAAAGAACAAAAAUCUCCACUAUGAUGAGGAGAAUUUCAGUGAUUUCAGCAACUUACACCAAAAAACAGUUUUUUUGUCCCAUUUGAUUCAAAUAGGAGAAGAAAUCAAAAAAUAAAAACUCAAAAAUAAAGUUCAAGUGUUCUAUUAGGAUUUCCCUGACAUUUGUUAAUUUGCAACCUUUAACCAAAGCUAUAGUUUCCAUAAAGGUUAUAGAUUCUCCAAGGGAUCUACAAAUUUAUUUGCCAGAAGGCAAAAAUCCAUCAAACAGCAAUAACAGCCACAAUCAAUAACAGGGACAUUACUAAAUACAUGGGUUUCUCCAAAGUUUAAGAACAGAUGAGAAAAUGGCCAGAAAAGCUGCCAAGAGAUAAAAGCAAAACUAAAGGAGCUGCAGACAUUUAGUCAAUUACAGGUUGUGUUCAACAAGUAAUGUAGAUAUCUUGGAAAACCGAUUACAUUACAAACAAUUGAAAACAUUUCACUUUUAUUCACAAAACACUGUUUUGGGCAUGAUAUUAACACCAAACAAAGUUGUUGUUAUCUGAGAUUGAACUGAAGUUUCAUUAAUAUGGAUGAUGAGAUGAAAAGCUCCUUUACAAGAGUACCGAUCUCCUUGGUAUGGCUGCCUUCACAAAGUCUACAAAAGAAUUGAAGAGGCAAAAUUUAAUGUCAUUGUGAAAAGUAAAAGUGAGAUAGAUGUGAGAAAAAAAUCUGUGGAGAAGAGAAAUCUGAAGUAUUUGGAGAACUUUUAAGAGAAUUGGUAAAUGUUGAGGAGUCCAAAUGUUGCCGGACACGCUAACUUGUUUUAUUCAGAUUUGUUUCUCUGAACACAUUUUUUUAUCUUAUCUCACUUAAAUUAAACAGGACUGUCUAAAUAGGUGGAGUUUGAGAAUGUAAUAAAAGCCAGUUUAUCAUCUGAGGCCUUUUGUCACAGUGCAGGGCAAACAGCACAUUGGUGUAAAAAGCUUUUAAAUGAUUUAGCUUGACUCAAUUAUUUCAUGUCAUAAAACCCUGACCUUUUUACAAAAGCGUGUCCACUUUUGAGGAAGGACUAUUUAUGCAUUUAGCAUAAAUGGCAACUUAUGAACAAAUAUUACUGUAAUGAUAGACACUGCUAUUUGUGUACAUUUAAUUGGCCUCUUUUCCAAGGUUUUUGCAUUAUCUUGUUUCCAUUUACAUGUAUCUAACUAAAUACCUCGAGGGAAUGAAAUUAAUUGUAUACAGCUGCUACAGGUACUCUAUUUUGUGCUUUUAACACUUGGUUGGUUUAAUUUUCUAUUGUAUCACCUCCCUUUCUGAUGUAGUCUUGAAAAGCUGAUUUGUUUUUAUUUUCUCAAAAAACCAAGUUUAUCAAUCUGAUAUCUACAUCAAGAUAUAACAUUUGAUAAAA